Messenger RNA from Torulaspora globosa, 474 nucleotides. It is a transcript of the gene BUD31, whose product is annotated as U2 snRNP complex subunit BUD31. The record is from RefSeq and is a predicted model, not a curated record. The transcript has a single exon. Bases 1 to 474 code for a protein of 157 amino acids. Gene Ontology annotation, cellular component: spliceosomal complex; nucleus. Gene Ontology annotation, biological process: mRNA splicing, via spliceosome. NCBI's taxonomy places the organism in Eukaryota, Fungi, Ascomycota, Saccharomycetes, Saccharomycetales, Saccharomycetaceae.
AUGGUGCGCAUCAGGACCAAGAGAAGCCGCCCUGCGCCGGAAGGGUUCGGCAGGAUCGAGCCGACGCUCAGAGAGUUCGAUCUGCAGCUGAGAGCGGCCGAGCACUCCCGCAGCUCGAAGAUGCGCUCCAAGGCCAACGAGCCGCUCUGGGAGAUCAUGCGGAUCCACCACGAGAGAUCGCGGUACGUCUACAGUCUGUUCUACCGCCGAAAGGCUAUCUCCCGCGAGCUGUACCAGUGGCUGCUGCAGGAGAAAUACGCGGACCAGCUGCUGAUCGCGAAGUGGAAGAAGCAGGGCUACGAGAAGCUGUGCUGUCUGCGAUGCAUUCAGACCACCGAGUCCGCGGACGGCACUACCUGCAUAUGUCGAGUGCCAAGAGCGCAGCUCGAGAACGACGCCCGCGAGACCGGCAGAGCCGUCACUUUCAAGCAGUGCGUGCACUGCGGAUGUCGAGGCUGCGCCAGCAGCGACUGA